Messenger RNA from Echinococcus granulosus, 279 nucleotides. RefSeq names its product NADH dehydrogenase [ubiquinone] 1 alpha subcomplex subunit. NCBI's taxonomy places the organism in Eukaryota, Metazoa, Platyhelminthes, Cestoda, Cyclophyllidea, Taeniidae. The transcript has 2 exons. The record is from RefSeq and is a predicted model, not a curated record. The coding region runs from base 1 to 279 and encodes 92 amino acids.
AUGACGUCUGUGCCUAGGUUCUCGAGCACUGUAAAGGAGUUGCGAAUUCUUUUUUCACCUGUUAAUGCAUCAAGCGCAGGAGUAAGAGAGUUCAUUGGCAAGAGCUAUGUGGGUUUGAGGAACAGCAACCCUGGUGUCAAGUUCAUGCUGCGCGAAGGCAACUCAAUUAGCCCUCGUAUCUACGCCAGAUACGGCUUCGGCAAGGAGUCAUUUGUUUCGGUAGACAACGCCUCUCCCACUGAAAUAAUGGACAAGAUCUGCAAACUUGCGAAGGCUUAA